This is a messenger RNA of Bactrocera tryoni, 1218 nucleotides long. Its product is annotated as paired box protein Pax-6-like. Gene Ontology annotation, biological process: anatomical structure development; regulation of transcription by RNA polymerase II. The coding region runs from base 1 to 1197 and encodes 398 amino acids. Gene Ontology annotation, molecular function: DNA-binding transcription factor activity, RNA polymerase II-specific; RNA polymerase II cis-regulatory region sequence-specific DNA binding. The record is from RefSeq and is a predicted model, not a curated record. The transcript is spliced from 7 exons. NCBI's taxonomy places the organism in Eukaryota, Metazoa, Arthropoda, Insecta, Diptera, Tephritidae.
AUGCGACGAAACAAAAAUAAUAUUUCGGGAACUGGAGGAAUCAAUAAAUGGAAUGAGUGGUACCUUGUCAUUCGGUGCAGCUACAAGCAGCAUGUCAGAGAUAUAUUCUCGGGUGAAGUGUCACAUCCCAAUUCUCAUGAAAGUACUUCCGACGGCAAUUCAGAACACAAUUCAUCUGGUGAUGAGGACUCUCAGAUGCGAUUGCGUCUUAAACGGAAGCUGCAGCGCAAUCGCACUUCUUUUACAAACGAGCAAAUCGACAGUCUGGAAAAAGAAUUCGAGAGAACACAUUAUCCAGAUGUAUUUGCACGUGAAAGGCUCGCUGAAAAAAUUGGUUUACCCGAGGCACGUAUUCAGGUAUGGUUUUCAAACCGACGCGCAAAAUGGAGACGCGAAGAAAAACUACGAACUCAACGGCGCUCAGCGGACCAUAUCAGCAAUAAUGGCGGUUCUGUCGGUGGUCGGUCGAGCACCGGCAAUACGGCUGCAAUUUCCGCCGCUGCCGUGGUCAGUAAUCAAAGUGGAUCUGGGAUAAAUGGAGUUGGCAGCGUCGGAGUGGGCGGUGGUGCAGCCGCCGACAUCAAUUCCGCUAGCAACAAUGGUAGCGCCGCAGCAGGUUCAAAUGGAGGUGGAACAAGCGCUUCAGCAGCGGUGUCAAUACCAGGCACAAGUGAUGGUGGUUCAGCCAUUUCGGCACUGGGUGAUUCAGCAGCCGCAGCAGCAGUGACAGCUGUUGUGGUUGGUGGUCAUGGCAGCUCAGUUAGUCCUCCUUUACAAUCUAUUGCGCCUCGCCUUCCCCUGAACACUGGUUUCAACACGAUGUAUUCUUCGAUACCACAGCCCAUCGCUACAAUCGCAGAGAACUACAACUCUAUGACCUCGUCUUUGAGCUCAAUGACGUCAACUUGUUUACAGCAACGCGAUGGCUAUCCAUAUAUGUUUCACGAUCCACUUACGUUGGGUUCUGUGCCCUAUGCAGGUCACACACGACCAUCUUGCAAUCCUGCCGCGGCCCAUCAACAGCCCCCACCACAACAUACAUCGGUAUAUGGAGGCGGUGCAGCAAAUGCAUCUGGCGGUACAGAUAACCAUACAUUUCCAGGUGUCAUAUCGGCAGGUGUGUCUGUACCCGUGCAAAUACCCGCUCAAAGUGCUAGCGAUUUAACCAGCACUAAUUACUGGCCCCGUCUCCAGUGAUCGACACUGUUACUAACUCCG